CUAACCCUAGACUAACCCUGACCCAGGGCCUACCUCUAACCCUAGACUAACCCUGACCCAGGGCCUACCUCUAACCCUAGACUAACCCUGACCCAGGGCCUACCUCUAACCCUAGACUAACCCUGACCCAGGGUCUACCUCUAACCCUAGACUAACCCUGACCCAGGGUCUACCUCUGACCCUAGACUAACCCUGACCCAGGGCCUACCUCUAACCCUAGACUAGCCCUGACCCAGGACCUACCUCUAACCCUAGACUAACCCUAGACUAACCCUGACCCAGGGCCUACCUCUAACCCUAGACUAACCCUGACCCAGGGCCUACCUUUAACCCUAGACUAACCCUGACCCAGGGCCUACCUCUAACCCUAGACUAACCCUGACCCUGACCCAGGGCCUACCUCUAACCCUAGACUAACCCUGACCCAGGGCCUACCUCUAACCCUAGACUAACCCUGACCCAGGGCCUACCUCUAACCCUAGACUAACCCUGACUCAGGGCCUAUCUCUAACCCUAGACUAACCCUAACCCUGAACCAGGGCCUACCUCUAACCCUAGACUAACCCUGACCCAGGGCCUACCUCUAACCCUAGACUAACCCUGACUCAGGGCCUAUCUCUAACCCUAGACUAACCCUAACCCUGAACCAGGGCCUACCUCUAACCCUAGACUAACCCUGACCCAGGGCCUACCUCUAACCCUAGACUAACCCUGACCCAGGGCCUACCUCUAACCCUAGACUAACCCUGACCAGGGCCUACCUCUAACCCUAGACUAACCCUGACCCAGGGCCUACCUCUAACCCUAGACUAACCCUGACCCAGGGCCUACCUCUAACCCUAGACUAACCCUGACCCAGGGCCUACCUCUAACCCUAGACUAACCCUGACCCUGACCCAGGGCCUACCUCUAACCCUAGACUAACCCUGACCCAGGGCCUACCUCUAACCCUAGACUAACCCUGACCCAGGGCCUACCUCUAACCCUAGACUAACCCUAACCCUGACCCAGGGCCUACCUCUAACCCUAGACUAACCCUGACCCAGGGUCUACCUCUAACCCUAGACUAGCCCUGACCCAGGGCCUACCUCUAACCCUAGACUAACCCUGACCCAGGGCCUACCUCUAACCCUAGACUAACCCUGACCCAGGGCCUACCUCUAACCCUAGACUAACCCUGACCCAGGGCCUACCUCUAACCCUAGACUAACCCUGACCCAGGGCCUACCUCUAACCCUAGACUAACCCUGACUCAGGGCCUAUCUCUAACCCUAGACUAACCCUAACCCUGAACCAGGGCCUACCUCUAACCCUAGACUAACCCUGACCCAGGGCCUACCUCUAACCCUAGACUAACCCUGACUCAGGGCCUAUCUCUAACCCUAGACUAACCCUAACCCUGAACCAGGGCCUACCUCUAACCCUAGACUAACCCUGACCCAGGGCCUACCUCUAACCCUAGACUAACCCUGACCCAGGGCCUACCUCUAACCCUAGACUAACCCUGACCAGGGCCUACCUCUAACCCUAGACUAACCCUGACCCAGGGCCUACCUCUAACCCUAGACUAACCCUGACCCAGGGCCUACCUCUAACCCUAGACUAACCCUGACCCAGGGCCUACCUCUAACCCUAGACUAACCCUGACCCUGACCCAGGGCCUACCUCUAACCCUAGACUAACCCUGACCCAGGGCCUACCUCUAACCCUAGACUAACCCUGACCCAGGGCCUACCUCUAACCCUAGACUAACCCUAACCCUGACCCAGGGCCUACCUCUAACCCUAGACUAACCCUGACCCAGGGUCUACCUCUAACCCUAGACUUGCCCUGACCCAGGGCAUACCUCUAACCCUAGACUAACCCUGACCCAGGGCCUACCUCUAACCCUAGACUAACCCUGACCCAGGGCCUACCUCUAACCCUAGACUAACCCUGACCCAGGGCCUACCUCUAACCCUAGACUAACCCUGACCCAGGGCCUACCUCUAACCCUAGACAAACCCUGACCCUGACCCAGGGCCUACCUCUAACCCUAGACUAGCCCUGACCCAGGGCCUACCUCUAACCCUAGACUAACCCUGACCCAGGGCCUACCUCUAACCCUAGACUAACCCUGACCCUGACCCAGGACCUACCUCUAACCCUAGACUAACCCUGACCCAGGGUCUACCUCUAACCCUAGACUAACCCUGACCCAGGGCCUACCUCUAACCCUAGACUAACCCUGACCCAGGACCUACCUCUAACCCUAGACUAACCCUAGACUAACCCUGACCCAGGGCCUACCUCUAACCCUAGACUAGCCCUGACCCAGGGCCUACCUCUAACCCUAGACUAGCCCUGACACAGGGCCUACCUCUAACCCUAGACUAGCCCUGACCCAGGGCCUACCUCUAACCCUAGACUAACCCUGACCCAGGACCUACCUCUAACCCUAGACUAGCCCUGACCCAGGACCUACCUCUAACCCUAGACUAGCCCUGACCCAGGGUCUACCUCUAACCCUAGACUAACCCUGACCUAGGGCCUACCUCUAACCCUAGACUAACCCUGACCCAGGACCUACCUCUAACCCUAGACUAGCCCUGACCCAGGACCUACCUCUAACCCUAGACUAGCCCUGACCCAGGGUCUACCUCUGACCCUAGACUAACCCUGACCCAGGGCCUACCUCUAACCCUAGACUAGCCCUGACCCAGGACCUACCUCUAACCCUAGACUAACCCUAGACUAACCCUGACCCAGGGCCUACCUCUAACCCUAGACUAACCCUGACCCAGGGCCUACCUUUAACCCUAGACUAACCCUGACCCAGGGCCUACCUCUAACCCUAGACUAACCCUGACCCAGGGCCUACCUCUAACCCUAGACUAACCCUGACCCAGGGCCUACCUCUAACCCUAGACUAACCCUGACCCAGGGCCUACCUCUAACCCUAGACUAACCCUGACCCAGGGCCUACCUCUAACCCUAGACUAACCCUGACCCAGGGCCUACCUCUAACCCUAGACUAACCCUGACCCUGACCCAGGGCCUACCUCUAACCCUAGACUAACCCUGACCCAGGGCCUACCUCUAACCCUAGACUAACCCUGACCCAGGGCCUACCUCUAACCCUAGACUAACCCUGACUCAGGGCCUAUCUCUAACCCUAGACUAACCCUAACCCUGAACCAGGGCCUACCUCUAACCCUAGACUAACCCUGACCCAGGGCCUACCUCUAACCCUAGACUAACCCUGACUCAGGGCCUAUCUCUAACCCUAGACUAACCCUAACCCUGAACCAGGGCCUACCUCUAACCCUAGACUAACCCUGACCCAGGGCCUACCUCUAACCCUAGACUAACCCUGACCCAGGGCCUACCUCUAACCCUAGACUAACCCUGACCAGGGCCUACCUCUAACCCUAGACUAACCCUGACCCAGGGCCUACCUCUAACCCUAGACUAACCCUGACCCAGGGCCUACCUCUAACCCUAGACUAACCCUGACCCAGGGCCUACCUCUAACCCUAGACUAACCCUGACCCUGACCCAGGGCCUACCUCUAACCCUAGACUAACCCUUACCCAGGGUCUACCUCUAACCCUAGACUAGCCCUGACCCAGGGCCUACCUCUAACCCUAGACUAACCCUGACCCAGGGCCUACCUCUAACCCUAGAUUAACCCUGACCCAGGGCCUACCUCUAACCCUAGUCUAACCCUGACCCAGGGCCUACCUCUAACCCUAGACUAACCCUGACCCAGGGCCUACCUCUAACCCUAGACAAACCCUGACCCUGACCCAGGGCCUACCUCUAACCCUAGACUAGCCCUGACCCAGGGCCUACCUCUAACCCUAGACUAACCCUGACCCAGGGCCUACCUCUAACCCUAGACUAACCCUGACCCUGACCCAGGACCUACCUCUAACCCUAGACUAACCCUGACCCAGGGUCUACCUCUAACCCUAGACUAACCCUGACCCAGGGCCUACCUCUAACCCUAGACUAACCCUGACCCAGGACCUACCUCUAACCCUAGACUAACCCUAGACUAACCCUGACCCAGGGCCUACCUCUAACCCUAGACUAGCCCUGACCCAGGGCCUACCUCUAACCCUAGACUAACCCUGACACAGGGCCUACCUCUAACCCUAGACUAGCCCUGACCCAGGGCCUACCUCUAACCCUAGACUAACCCUGACCCAGGACCUACCUCUAACCCUAGACUAGCCCUGACCCAGGACCUACCUCUAACCCUAGACUAGCCCUGACCCAGGGUCUACCUCUAACCCUAGACUAACCCUGACCUAGGGCCUACCUCUAACCCUAGACUAACCCUGACCCAGGACCUACCUCUAACCCUAGACUAGCCCUGACCCAGGACCUACCUCUAACCCUAGACUAGCCCUGACCCAGGGUCUACCUCUGACCCUAGACUAACCCUGACCCAGGGCCUACCUCUAACCCUAGACUAGCCCUGACCCAGGACCUACCUCUAACCCUAGACUAACCCUAGACUAACCCUGACCCAGGGCCUACCUCUAACCCUAGACUAACCCUGACCCAGGGCCUACCUUUAACCCUAGACUAACCCUGACCCAGGGCCUACCUCUAACCCUAGACUAACCCUGACCCAGGGCCUACCUCUAACCCUAGACUAACCCUGACCCAGGGCCUACCUCUAACCCUAGACUAACCCUGACCCAGGGCCUACCUCUAACCCUAGACUAACCCUGACCCAGGGCCUACCUCUAACCCUAGACUAACCCUGACCCAGGGUCUACCUCUAACCCUAGACUAACCCUGACCCAGGGUCUACCUCUGACCCUAGACUAACCCUGACCCAGGGCCUACCUCUAACCCUAGACUAGCCCUGACCCAGGACCUACCUCUAACCCUAGACUAACCCUAGACUAACCCUGACCCAGGGCCUACCUCUAACCCUAGACUAACCCUGACCCAGGGCCUACCUUUAACCCUAGACUAACCCUGACCCAGGGCCUACCUCUAACCCUAGACUAACCCUGACCCUGACCCAGGGCCUACCUCUAACCCUAGACUAACCCUGACCCAGGGCCUACCUCUAACCCUAGACUAACCCUGACCCAGGGCCUACCUCUAACCCUAGACUAACCCUGACUCAGGGCCUAUCUCUAACCCUAGACUAACCCUAACCCUGAACCAGGGCCUACCUCUAACCCUAGACUAACCCUGACCCAGGGCCUACCUCUAACCCUAGACUAACCCUGACUCAGGGCCUAUCUCUAACCCUAGACUAACCCUAACCCUGAACCAGGGCCUACCUCUAACCCUAGACUAACCCUGACCCAGGGCCUACCUCUAACCCUAGACUAACCCUGACCCAGGGCCUACCUCUAACCCUAGACUAACCCUGACCAGGGCCUACCUCUAACCCUAGACUAACCCUGACCCAGGGCCUACCUCUAACCCUAGAAUAACCCUGACCCAGGGCCUACCUCUAACCCUAGACUAACCCUGACCCAGGGCCUACCUCUAACCCUAGACUAACCCUGACCCUGACCCAGGGCCUACCUCUAACCCUAGACUAACCCUGACCCAGGGCCUACCUCUAACCCUAGACUAACCCUGACCCAGGGCCUACCUCUAACCCUAGACUAACCCUAACCCUGACCCAGGGCCUACCUCUAACCCUAGACUAACCCUGACCCAGGGCCUACCUCUAACCCUAGACUAACCCUGACCCAGGGCCUACCUCUAACCCUAGACUAACCCUGACCCAGGGCCUACCUCUAACCCUAGACUAACCCUGACCCAGGGCCUACCUCUAACCCUAGACUAACCCUGACCCUGACCCAGGGCCUACCUCUAACCCUAGACUAGCCCUGACCCAGGGCCUACCUCUAACCCUAGACUAACCCUGACCCAGGGCCUACCUCUAACCCUAGACUAGCCCUGACCCUGACCCAGGGCCUACCUCUAACCCUAGACUAACCCUGACCCUGACCCAGGACCUACCUCUAACCCUAGACUAACCCUGACCCAGGGUCUACCUCUAACCCUAGACUAACCCUGACCCAGGGCCUACCUCUAACCCUAGACUAACCCUGACCCAGGACCUACCUCUAACCCUAGACUAACCCUAGACUAACCCUGACCCAGGGCCUACCUCUAACCCUAGACUAGCCCUGACCCAGGGCCUACCUCUAACCCUAGACUAGCCCUGACACAGGGCCUACCUCUAACCCUAGACUAGCCCUGACCCAGGGCCUACCUCUAACCCUAGACUAACCCUGACCCAGGACCUACCUCUAACCCUAGACUAGCCCUGACCCAGGACCUACCUCUAACCCUAGACUAGCCCUGACCCAGGGUCUACCUCUAACCCUAGACUAACCCUGACCUAGGGCCUACCUCUAACCCUAGACUAACCCUGACCCAGGACCUACCUCUAACCCUAGACUAGCCCUGACCCAGGACCUACCUCUAACCCUAGACUAGCCCUGACCCAGGGUCUACCUCUAACCCUAGACUAACUCUGACCCAGGGCCUACCUCUAACCCUAGACUAACCCUGACCCAGGGCCUACCUCUAACCCUAGACUAACCCUGACCCAGGGCCUACCUCUAACCCUAGACUAACCCUGACCCAGGGCCUACCUCUAACCCUAGACUAACCCUGACCCAGGGCCUACCUCUAACCCUAGACUAACCCUGACCCAGGGUAUACCUCUAACCCUAGACUAACCCUGACCCAGGGCCUACCUCUAACCCUAGACUAACCCCGACCCAGGGCCUACCUCUAACCCUAGACUAGCCCUGACCCAGGACCUACCUUUAACCCUAGACUAACCCUGACCCAGGGUCUACCUCUAACCCUAGACUAACCCUGACCCAGGGCCUACCUCUAACCCUAGACUAGCCCUGACCCAGGACCUACCUCUAACCCUAGACUAACCCUAGACUAACCCUGACCCAGGGCCUACCUCUAACCCUAGACUAACCCUGACCCAGGGCCUACCUCUAACCCUAGUCUAACCCUGACCCAGGGCCUACCUCUAACCCUAGACUAACCCUGACCCAGGGCCUACCUCUAACCCUAGACAAACCCUGACCCUGACCCAGGGCCUACCUCUAACCCUAGACUAGCCCUGACCCAGGGCCUACAUCUAACCCUAGACUAACCCUGACCCAGGGCCUACCUCUAACCCUAGACUAACCCUGACCCUGACCCAGGACCUACCUCUAACCCUAGACUAACCCUGACCCAGGGUCUACCUCUAACCCUAGACUAACCCUGACCCAGGGCCUACCUCUAACCCUAGACUAACCCUGACCCAGGACCUACCUCUAACCCUAGACUAACCCUAGACUAACCCUGACCCAGGGCCUACCUCUAACCCUAGACUAGCCCUGACCCAGGGCCUACCUCUAACCCUAGACUAACCCUGACACAGGGCCUACCUCUAACCCUAGACUAGCCCUGACCCAGGGCCUACCUCUAACCCUAGACUAACCCUGACCCAGGACCUACCUCUAACCCUAGACUAGCCCUGACCCAGGACCUACCUCUAACCCUAGACUAGCCCUGACCCAGGGUCUACCUCUAACCCUAGACUAACCCUGACCUAGGGCCUACCUCUAACCCUAGACUAACCCUGACCCAGGACCUACCUCUAACCCUAGACUAGCCCUGACCCAGGGCCUACCUCUAACCCUAGACUAACCCUGACUCAGGGCCUAUCUCUAACCCUAGACUAACCCUAACCCUGAACCAGGGCCUACCUCUAACCCUAGACUAACCCUGACCCAGGGCCUACCUCUAACCCUAGACUAACCCUGACCCAGGGCCUACCUCUAACCCUAGACUAACCCUGACCAGGGCCUACCUCUAACCCUAGACUAACCCUGAACCAGGGCCUACCUCUAACCCUAGAAUAACCCUGACCCAGGGCCUACCUCUAACCCUAGACUAACCCUGACCCAGGGCCUACCUCUAACCCUAGACUAACCCUGACCCUGACCCAGGGCCUACCUCUAACCCUAGACUAACCCUGACCCAGGGCCUACCUCUAACCCUAGACUAACCCUGACCCAGGGCCUACCUCUAACCCUAGACUAACCCUAACCCUGACCCAGGGCCUACCUCUAACCCUAGACUAACCCUGACCCAGGGUCUACCUCUAACCCUAGACUAGCCCUGACCCAGGGCCUACCUCUAACCCUAGACUAACCCUGACCCAGGGCCUACCUCUAACCCUAGACUAACCCUGACCCAGGGCCUACCUCUAACCCUAGACUAACCCUGACCCAGGGCCUACCUCUAACCCUAGACUAACCCUGACCCAGGGCCUACCUCUAACCCUAGACUAACCCUGACCCUGACCCAGGGCCUACCUCUAACCCUAGACUAGCCCUGACCCAGGGCCUACCUCUAACCCUAGACUAACCCUGACCCAGGGCCUACCUCUAACCCUAGACUAGCCCUGACCCUGACCCAGGGCCUACCUCUAACCCUAGACUAACCCUGACCCUGACCCAGGACCUACCUCUAACCCUAGACUAACCCUGACCCAGGGUCUACAUCUAACCCUAGACUAACCCUGACCCAGGGCCUACCUCUAACCCUAGACUAACCCUGACCCAGGACCUACCUCUAACCCUAGACUAACCCUAGACUAACCCUGACCCAGGGCCUACCUCUAACCCUAGACUAGCCCUGACCCAGGGCCUACCUCUAACCCUAGACUAGCCCUGACACAGGGCCUACCUCUAACCCUAGACUAGCCCUGACCCAGGGCCUACCUCUAACCCUAGACUAACCCUGACCCAGGACCUACCUCUAACCCUAGACUAGCCCUGACCCAGGACCUACCUCUAACCCUAGACUAGCCCUGACCCAGGGUCUACCUCUAACCCUAGACUAACCCUGACCUAGGGCCUACCUCUAACCCUAGACUAACCCUGACCCAGGACCUACCUCUAACCCUAGACUAGCCCUGACCCAGGACCUACCUCUAACCCUAGACUAGCCCUGACCCAGGGUCUACCUCUAACCCUAGACUAACUCUGACCCAGGGCCUACCUCUAACCCUAGACUAACCCUGACCCAGGGCCUACCUCUAACCCUAGACUAACCCUGACCCAGGGCCUACCUCUAACCCUAGACUAACCCUGACCCAGGGCCUACCUCUAACCCUAGACUAACCCUGACCCAGGGCCUACCUCUAACCCUAGACUAACCCUGACCCAGGGUAUACCUCUAACCCUAGACUAACCCUGACCCAGGGCCUACCUCUAACCCUAGACUAACCCCGACCCAGGGCCUACCUCUAACCCUAGACUAGCCCUGACCCAGGACCUACCUCUAACCCUAGACUAACCCUGACCCAGGGUCUACCUCUAACCCUAGACUAACCCUGACCCAGGGCCUACCUCUAACCCUAGACUAGCCCUGACCCAGGACCUACCUCUAACCCUAGACUAACCCUAGACUAACCCUGACCCAGGGCCUACCUCUAACCCUAGACUAACCCUGACCCAGGGCCUACCUCUAACCCUAGACUAACCCUGACCCAGGGCCUACCUCUAACCCUAGACUAACCCUGACCCAGGGCCUACCUCUAACCCUAGACUAACCCUGACCCAGGGCCUACCUCUAACCCUAGACUAACCCUGACCCUGACCCAGGGCCUACCUCUAACCCUAGACUAACCCUGACCCAGGGCCUACCUCUAACCCUAGACUAGCCCUGACCCUGACCCAGGGCCUACCUCUAACCCUAGACUAACCCUGACCCAGGGCCUACCUCUAACCCUAGACUAACCCUGACCCAGGGCCUACCUCUAACCCUAGACUAACCCUGACCCUGACCCAGGGCCUACCUCUAACCCUAGACUAACCCUGACCCAGGGCCUACCUCUAACCCUAGACUAACCCUGACCCAGGGCCUACCUCUAACCCUAGACUAGUCCUGACCCAGGGCCUACCUCUAACCCUAGACUAACCCUGACCCAGGGCCUACCUCUAACCCUAGACUAACCCUGAACCCAGGGCCUACCUCUAACCCUAGACUAACCCUGACCCAGGGCCUACCUCUAACCCUAGACUAACCCUGACCCAGGGCCUACCUCUAACCCUAGACUAACCCUGACUCAGGGCCUAUCUCUAACCCUAGACUAACCCUGACCCAGGGCCUACCUCUAACCCUAGACUAACCCUAACCCUGACCCAGGGCCUACCUCUAACCCUAGACUAACCCUGACCCAGGGCCUACCUCUAACCCUAGACUAACCCUGACCCAGGGCCUACCUCUAACCCUAGACUAACCCUGACCCAGGGCCUACCUCUAACCCUAGACUAACCCUGACCCAGGGCCUACCUCUAACCCUAGACUAACCCUGACCCAGGGCCUACCUCUAACCCUAGACUAACCCUGACCCAGGGCCUACCUCUAACUCUAGACUAACCCUGACCCAGGGCCUACCUCUAACCCUAGACUAACCCUGACCCAGGGCCUACCUCUAACCCUAGACUAACCCUAACCCUGACCCAGGGCCUACCUCUAACCCUAGACUAACCCUGACCCAGGGGCUACCUCUAACCCUAGACUAGCCCUGACCCAGGGCCUACCUCUAACCCUAGACUAACCCUGACCCAGGGCCUGCCUCUAACCCUAGACUAACCCUGAACCAGGGCCUACCUCUAACCCUAGACUAAUCCUGACCCAGGGCCUACCUCUAACCCUAGACUAACCCUGACCCAGGGCCUACCUCUAACCCUAGACUAACCCUGAUCCAGGGCCUACCUCUAACCCUAGACUAGCCCUGACCCAGGGCCUACCUCUAACCUUAGACUAGCCCUGACCCAGGACCUACCUCUAACCCUAGACUAGCCCUGACCCAGGGUCUACCUCUAACCCUAGACUAACCCUGACCCAGGGCCUACCUCUAACCCUAGACUAACCCUGACCCAGGACCUACCUCUAACCCUAGACUAGCCCUGACCCAGGACCUACCUCUAACCCUAGACUAGCCCUGACCCAGGGUCUACCUCUAACCCUAGACUAACCCUGACCCAGGGCCUACCUCUAACCCUAGACUAACCCUAGACUAACCCUAGACUAGCCCUGACCCAGGGCCUACCUCUAACCCUAGACUAACCCUGAUCCUGACCCAGGGACUACCUCUAACCCUAGACUAGCCCUGCUCCCCGUCCCGGAGAAACGCAUGGCGGAGUGGGAUUUGAACCCGCGCAUCGGGGACAUCCUGCAGAAGCUAGCCCCCUUCCUGAAGAUGUACGGAGAGUACGUGAAGAACUUUGACCGGGCCAUGGAGCUGGUCAACACCUGGAUGGAGAGGUCGUCCCAGUUCAAAGCCAUCGUCCACCACAUUCAGAGAGAGGAGCGCUGUGGUAACCUGACCUUACAGCACCACAUGUUGGAGCCGGUUCAGAGGAUCCCUCGCUACGAGCUGCUGCUGAAAGACUACCUGCACCGUCUCCCUGGCGACCACGACGACUUUAAGGACGCACAGAAAUCUCUGGAGUUGAUCGCCACAGCUGCAGAGCACUCCAACACAGCCAUCAGAAAGAUGGAGCGUAUGCGUAAACUGCUGAAGGUGUAUGAGUUGCUGGGAGGAGAGGAGGACAUCGUUAACCCUACUAACGAACUCAUCAAGGAGGGACACAUCCUCAAACUGUCAGCCAAGAACGGCACCUCACAGGACAGAUACCUCAUCCUGUUCAAUGAUAGGUUAUUGUACUGCGUCCCUAAGCUGAGGUUGAUUGGUCAGAAGUUUGGGGUGAGAGCCAGGAUUGAUGUGGAUGGGAUGGAGCUGAAGGAGAGCAGCAGUGUUAACGUGCCCAGGACCUUUCUGGUGUCAGGAAAACAACGAUCACUAGAGCUACAGGCCAGGACUGAAGAAGAGAAGAGAGAUUGGAUCCAAGCUAUCCAGGCCACCAUCCAAAGACAUGAACAGACGCUUGCGACGUUCCACCAUCUCAACUGUUCUCUCCGAGACGAGGACUACACUCCUCCCAACUCACCUAACUGUAAUGAGCUGGGGAAGCGUGCCCCCACACCGAUCCGGGAGAAGGAGGUGACUCUGUGUAUGAAGUGCCAGGAGCCGUUCAACUCCAUCACCAAGAGACGCCACCACUGCAAAGCCUGUGGACACGUGGUGUGUGGAAAGUGUUCAGAGUUCAGGGCCCGUCUACUCUAUGACAACAACAGAGCUAACAGGGUGUGUAUCGACUGCUACACCACCCUAGUCGGGGUUCCCCCCUCCCCCGCCAGUCUGACCAGCAGCGCAUACAGAAGACGGUCAAUAUUAGAGAAACAGGCGUCGGUGGCUGCCGAGAACAGUGUGAUGUGUAGCUUCCUCCACCACAUGGAGAAGGGAGCAGGCAGAGGCUGGCAGAAAGCCUGGUUUGUCAUCCCAGAGAAUGAACCACUGGUCCUGUACAUAUACGGUGCUCCUCAGGAUGUGAAAGCCCAGCGCUCUGUCCCUCUGAUUGGCUUCGAGGUCUCCCUUCCUGAGUCAUGUGACCGCAUGGAACGCCGCUUUGCCUUCAAAAUCAGCCAAUCACACCUUACGCUCUACUUCAGCGCCGACGGGGAGGAGCUACAGCGCCGCUGGACAGACGUCCUAUCACGCGCAGGGAGAGGGGAGGAGCUACAGGCUCACGGCUCAAUCAUAGAGACGCUAGAGGAGGAAGGGGAGGAGACUGCAACCUCGGGAGAGAAUACGUGAUUGGUUAGAAGGCGUAAAAUCAGUAUUAGAUCAUCUGCUGUAUACUCACAAAAACUACAAACUACAAACUACAAACUAAAAACUAGAAACUACAAACUGUACAGAUCAUGAGCAGCACAUACGCACAGUUUAAAACUUACAAACAAACACACACACACAGAUUUACACACACACACACACACACACACACACACACACACACACACACACACACACACACACACACACACACACACACACACACACACACACACACACACACACACACACACACACACACACACACACACACACACACACACACACAGACACACACACACAGACACACACCUCUCUGUAUUUAAUGUCAGUGAUCAGUCAGUUGCAUGAUAAUCUGCAGGUCCGUUUCUUUCAGUCAGUGUAUUGCUCAUCGUCUCAUUAGUGAACCAGUGUUUGCAAUAACAAAACAAUGGCAGUCAGAGUAAAGUGUUGCUCCCCUCCUCCCUUCAGAAGAAACACAUUACAUGAAGAUUAGUGUGUCAUAGUGAUUUUUUACAUCCUUUCGUUCUGAGCACGGAACAGACGUCCUCCUCCGUACCGUUUUUCCUCUGCCAAAAUCCAUGGUGACGAUGUCAUGUUUAGAACAUUGAGUGGUUGCUAUGCUGUCUGAGUGUUCUAGGGUUCUAGGGUUCUGAGUGUUCUAUGGUUCUGAGUGUUCUAGGGUUCUGAGUGUUCUAUGGUUCUGAGUGUUCUAUGGUUCUGAACGUGUGUAACUCUCCACAGAAGGAAGUAGAAAGGUGAUUAUACACUACAGCUGUGUUUCAGUGUCUGUUCCUCCGUGUGAAAUGGAUGUUGUUUGGAUGGUGAUGGUAAUUGUUGUCCUAUCCUAUCUGUUACUUUCUUCCUAAUGCAAGGAGAUGAUUCCUGAAGGGCUGGACAGUGUUGGAACGUGAUAAUGGACUGAGGGCUAACUGACCCCUGGACGGACGGACGGACAGAGACUGUCCCUGAAUCCCUGGCCCCCCUUUGGCUGAAGAGAAGAGGAAACAAUAUGGCUGCCUGCUACAGUCUGCUCCUGGGGAUGUUAAGCUCCAGAUGGAGGAUCAUAAUAUGAGACAGUUUGCUACAGCUGGAAUCCUGCAGUAGCAGGAAAUGGGAAUUAUUAUGUGGAUUAUAAUAAAUUAACCUUUUUUUUUUUUUAGUAAGGGUUGAUAAAGAAAAUCGUUACGCCAAAUCAAGUCUGAAUUUUAAAGUGAUUGAAAUUUUAAAGUGUAAAUUACAAACCUUAGAAGCGUUUUUAAACUUUGAAUAUACUACAAGUUUGCACAAAAGAGUGAUCAAAUGAAGAUCCUACAUCUGUAUAGCCUUUCACGUCUGCUCUGGGGGAAUGUGUUACAGUCUCCUUCCUCCUCAAGCACUCUCUCUCAUCGGGUUCAGCUGUAUAGAAUUUAGAAUAUAGAAUUUAGAAUAUAGAAUUUAGAAUAUAGAAUUUAGAAUAUAGAAUUCUCAAUUUGAAACUGUCCCUUUUUAUGGAAAACGGUUUGCUAAGUUCUUGUACGGGGCAAGUUGUUUUAUACGAAGUGGGUGUUGUUAAAUGACCACAGGUAAAGACUAUUGAAAGAAGAUUUAAAAAAUAUAUAUAUAUCAUUUUUAGAGGUUUGACUCCAAUUGAAAAAGUUAAGUUUCUGAGCCCGUUUCCCACUUUUUACAAUUAGAUUCAGUGUUUUUAACCUUUAAAAGAUUCCAUUCGAUGCCCAUUUUAUCUCUAGAGCCAAGGGCCCAGUGAUGAAUAGAGGGAUUGAACCCAUCUAUAACUGAAAACAUUCUUUAUUGAAAAGCAGAUAGUUAGUUCCUGACUUGCAGAAUCUUGCUGACUCCCUAAAGAUGAACACUUAAAAAAAUAAAUAAACAUCGGUCCCAAUGUCUUGACGAGUGUUAUAACACACCCCUCUGCCACCUAGUGGAGACAGACUGUAUUACACUAAGAGCGGCUGUAGAAAGCAGGGAAUUAGUUACCGCCUUUUUGUCCCUGGAAGAGACAGGGUGAGGAGGUAUAGAAAGACUGAUGGAAAGACACGACUGUCCAUAAAAUCAUUUCUCUUUCUAAAACAUGGUAAUAUAUGAUGGAGCUUCUCAUGUCAGAGAUGGAUUUAUAAUAUUGUAAGUAACGAAGCCCUUAUUAGAGACAUUGACAACUUCGUCCCAAUCUCCGUUGAUCUGUUUAGGCUACGGUACUUUGGUAUGGGGUUGUGCUGUUGAGUGAGAAAGCAUGUUGUGUUGACAGAUUUACAAUAGAGAGAGAGAGCGAGAGAGAGAGAGAGACAGAGAGAGAGAGAGAGAGACAGAGACAGAGACAGAGACAGAGACAGAGACAGAGACAGAGAGCGAGAGCGAGAGCGGCGGGGGAAGGGGGGGCGCUAAGAGAUUCCAGAAAUGGCUUGUGUUUGUAUCAUUCUAACCAGUGGUAUCUGACUUUAUGAGAGUGUUUUACUAGUUAAUACAGAGUACAGAAUGAUACAGUAUAUAUGAAACAGCAACAAAAAAAAGUUGAGUAUUUUAGAUGUUUUGAUGAAUCUGGGUUGUAUGUUUGAAAAUACUUUUUUUAUUUUUUUUAUUUUUUACAUGCAUUUGCAUUUGUAAAUAUAAUUUAUUCUCCUCUCGGCCCAGUUUUGUGGGUGAGCUGUAAUGUGUUACAUGUGUUAUUGCUGUCAUGUUGGUGCUGUCUAGAUUGGACUUCAAAUGACCGUGGUUGAACUACUUUUGGAAAUCCCAGAACUUCUCAAUGACCACUAACUGCAGUAUAUUAGUCUGAAGAUGAUGAUGGUAAAUGACGUAACGUAAAGGGGAAUAGAUACUAGCCUGGUACCAGGUCUGUUUGUGCUGUCUCGUCAACUCAUCCAUAACAACAUCCAUUGAAGUUGUCAAGACAACACCAACAGAUCUGGAACCAGGCUAAACUGACACGUUGUCUUUUGUUUUUUCACUCCUAAACUAGUAACUCAACGUAUUGAUUGGUCGAUUGGAUGAAUUCAAAAGGUAUAUAUGGAUUUUUUUUUUUUAAAUACAGCUGAAAAAUUGUUUUUGGGUUGCUCUUGUUUUGUUAUUAUUGCUCUUUGUUGUCUGAGGGAAACAUUCGGUAUCCCAGCAACAGUAUAAUAUCCCAGCAACAGUAUAAUAACGCCAGAUAGACAAGACCAGACGUAAGGUGACGUGUGUAAAUAUUGACAUUCCAGUGUGUACUUGACUUGCCGUCCAUCCAGCCUCUAACCGUACUUAGCCUGGUCCCAGAUCUGUUUGUGCUGUUUUACCCAACUCGGUGACAACUCUCGAGUUAGCAAGAUAGCACAAACAGGUCUGAGACCAGGCCCGCCCACUUCACGUGCCAAGAACACCGAUUCAGAGUGUUGGUUUCAAUCUGAAUACCUAUAUGUUAGGGUUACGUCGAUCCCCACGUCAAAGAGUGUUCAUGUUGAAUUACAGCAGUGUCAGAUCUACUUUAAUCUAUCUGCACUAUAGAGUGUUGAUGAGUGGCAGUCUUGUCUACAAAACAGCACAGACAACAGGACCAUGGCUGUCUGCACACAUAACAACACUGUCGAAUAAAGUUUAUAUCAAUUAGUAUGCUGGGACAGCUACUUCCUGUCUCGUUAGAUUACCGUGGUAACAGUUACAACAUGCCUUACAGUGCAGUCUUAUAGCGUCUUAGACAUAAUCCAUCAACACCAACAUGUUACGUCUGCUUUUACCGAUGUACACUUAGGGAGACUACCAUACGAUUGAGGCUCUCAGUUCAUAUUUUUUAUUUCAUUAUUUGUGUCUAUCGAAGCGCUUUUAAAAAACAAAAUAAAACUGCGGUUUGUGUUGAUUUAUUGGUUUUACUUCAAAAGUAUUGUUUGAAUUCGCCUGAUAGCCGGUAAUAUUGAACCCUCAGACAAAUUCAGGUUCAAUAAUUUGCCAGGACGAUCUCUAGUAGGACAUGGUGCUGGAAUAUAUUCAGUAGUGGAAUAAAUCCUGGACUUUUCUUCAAUCAUGAAUUCGGAAAAUAAAUUUGGAUUUUUGUUUGUGUACAAUUUAACUCCCUUUCCAGCUUUUCCACAACAGUCCCGUUGGAAUACACUACGGUACGUUUUAUUUAUACAGAUUCAUUUCCCCAAUACUUCCAAACAUAUUGUUGAACUGUAGUGUAAGACAUCAUUCUGUUUGUUUACAAUUGUAAAGGUCAUAAGACUAGAGGUACUCACGCGUUCAAGGACAACUGCUGUGUGCCUCGUGUGAAGAUCAGGAAUCUGCAAUGUUUGGGGAAUUUUACCAACUAUAUUUACUACAAUAUACAAACUUUAAAAAAAAAUGGCUUUCAUUGACAUCUACAUGAACUUGUUUGAACAUUCUGUGAAAUAAUAAUGAGACAUACAAACAUGCUACACACAUGACAUGUUACUGUAACUAGGGAUGUUACCGUAACUAUGGGUGUUACUGUAACUAUGGGGGUUACCGUAACUAUGGAUGUUGCUGUAACUAUGGGGGUUACCGUAACUAUGGGUGUUACUGUAACUAUGGAUGUUACUGUAACUAUGGGUGUUACUGUAACUAUGGGUGUUACUGUAACUAUGGAUGUUACCAUAGCUAUGGGUGUUACUGUAACUAUGGGUGUUACUGUAACUAUGGGUGUUACUGUAACUAUGGAUGUUACCGUAACUAUGGGGACGUGUAUACAGUACACACAUGUUACCUGUUGCUCUUGAAGCGCUUUGAAAUUCUAUAAAAUGUAAUAAAUUAUUAUUAUUGUUAUUAUUACAUGAUUGUUACCUUAACUAUGAUGGGAUACACACAAGUUACAUGUGUGUUAGUUUAACUCUGAUGGGAGAUGUGUAAACAAACACGUUACAUGUGUGUUACUUUAACUGUGAUUACAGGUUUAUACAAACAUGUUGGAGUGUGAUUGUUACUGUAAAUUUACGGUAAAUGGGAUAUACAGACAGACAGGUAGAAGCAGUGACUGGUGUGUUUACAGUAACGUCCUGUCAUCAGCUUAGUGGCCUGUACACUGCUCUGCUCUAGUCUGCCUGGCACAGUAACGUCCUGUCAUCAGCUUAGUGGCCUGUACACUGCUCUGCUCUAGUCUGCCUGGCACAGUAACGUCCUGUCAUCAGCUUAGUGGCCUGUACACUGCCCUGCUCUAGUCUGCCUGGCACAGUAACGUCCUGUCAUCAGCUUAGUGGCCUGUACACUGCCCUGCUCUAGUCUGCCUGGCACAGUAACGUCCUGUCAUCAGCUUAGUGGCCUGUACACUGCUCUGCUCUAGUCUGCCUGGCACAGUAACGUCCUGUCAUCAGCUUAGUGGCCUGUACACUGCCCUGCUCUAGUCUGGCUGGCACAGUAACGUCCUGUCGUCAGCUUAGUGGCCUGUACACUGCUCUGCUCUAGUCUGCCUGGCACAGCAACGUCCUGUCGUCAGCUUAGUGGCCUGUACACUGCCCUGCUCUAGUCUGCCUGGCACAGUAACGUCCUGUCAUCAGCUUAGUGGCCUGUACACUGCUCUGCUCUAGUCUGCCUGGCACAGCAACGUCCUGUCAUCAGCUUAGUGGCCUGUACACUGCCCUGCUCUAGUCUGCCUGGCACAGUAACGUCCUGUCAUCAGCUUAGUGGCCUGUACACUGCCCUGCUCUAGUCUGGCUGGCACAGUAACGUCCUGUCGUCAGCUUAGUGGCCUGUACACUGCCCUGCUCUAGUCUGACUGGCACAGUAACAUCCUGUCGUCAGCUUAGUGGCCUGUACACUGCUCUGCUCUAGUCUGCCUGGCACAGCAACGUCCUGUCUUCAGCUUAGUGGCCUGUACACUGCCCUGCUCUAGUCUGACUGGCACAGUAACGUCCUGUCAUCAGCUUAGUGGCCUGUACACUGCCCUGCUCUAGUCUGACUGGCACAGAAACAUCCUGUCGUCAGCUUAGUGGCCUGUACACUGCUCUGCUCUAGUCUGCCUGGCAUAGUAACGUCCUGUCAUCAGCUUAGUGGCCUGUACACUGCUCUGCUCUAGUCUGCCUGGCAUAGUAACGUCCUGUCAUCAGCUUAGUGGCCUGUACACUGCCCUGCUCUAGUCUGGCUGGCACAGUAACGUCCUGUCGUCAGCUUAGUGGCCUGUACACUGCCCUGCUCUAGUCUGCCUGGCACAGUAACGUCCUGUCAUCAGCUUAGUGGCCUGUACACUGCUCUGCUCUAGUCUGCCUGGCACAGCAACGUCCUGUCAUCAGCUUAGUGGCCUGUACACUGCUUUGCUCUAGUCUGCCUGGCACAGUAACGUCCUGUCAUCAGCUUAGUGGCCUGUACACUGCUCUGCUCUAGUCUGCCUGGCACAGCAACGUCCUGUCAUCAGCUUAGUGGCCUGUACACUGCUUUGCUCUAGUCUGCCUGGCACAGUAACGUCCUGUCAUCAGCUUAGUGGCCUGUACACUGCUCUGCUCUAGUCUGCCUGGCACAUGCCUAUGCCUGGCAUAGUCUUGCCAUUACUUUUUAUAUUGUUGUUAUUCAUCAACACCCAGGGUUGUGUCUGAAAGGCACCAUGUUCCCUAUAUAGUAUAUACUGUAGGUAUAGUAUAUAUAUAGUGCACUACUGUUGACCAGGGCCCAUUGGGUCACCCAUACAAUUCUGUCAUAUUGGUCAAAUGUAGUGCACUAUAUAAGGGAACAGGUUUCCCAUUUCGUACGCAUCCCUCGGUCUCUGUUGAGAAAACCCUGAUAUGAACCGUCAGGACGGUAGGAGGAUCUUAGCAUCGUUGUUACAGUGAACCAGAACGGCCUGGACACGGAAAAAUACAUUGGCAAAAAAAAAAUAUGCAAAUAAAUCUUUUGGGGAAAUA
Messenger RNA from Salvelinus fontinalis (brook trout), 19551 nucleotides. RefSeq names its product FYVE, RhoGEF and PH domain-containing protein 1-like. NCBI's taxonomy places the organism in Eukaryota, Metazoa, Chordata, Actinopteri, Salmoniformes, Salmonidae. Gene Ontology annotation, biological process: filopodium assembly; cytoskeleton organization. Gene Ontology annotation, molecular function: metal ion binding; guanyl-nucleotide exchange factor activity. Gene Ontology annotation, cellular component: cytoplasm. Bases 11195 to 12718 code for a protein of 507 amino acids. The transcript is spliced from 11 exons. The record is from RefSeq and is a predicted model, not a curated record.